CCGGCGCGGCGCCCCCGCCCGGCGCUCCAGGUUCACUCUCGGUUUCUCACUCCGUGAGACACAGACGGCAGCUUUCUAAGCGAACCCGGCGCCAGCUGAAGCGGCGCCACCGCAACUGCCACCGCCAGGACAAGCCCUAGGCACUGGGAGAGAAGACGAAACCCGGCAGUCCCAUUCCUCUCUCGGCACGGUCCUCGCAGUGGAGCCGGCAGCUCCGGGUCCCCGCCGACCUCCUUUGCAGCCACUUGGAGGGGUGUGCCAGGACUUGGGUCUCAGCUUGUGAAGAGCCCGGGCGGGAGGCGGCAGCGGCCCGGAGCGAGAUUGUACAGCCAGGACUGGGUAGCAACCCGAGAGCACUGCGUUGGGAGGAGGCGGCUGGAGCCCGCGGGUGUCUCCCGCUUUAUCGCUUCGCAAGCGGCACCGCCUCCCCGGGCCGGGGCCGCUCGGCCGGGUCCUCUGCGUGUUCCCGGGCCCGGAGCCCGCGCACUAUGUGCGGGGCAGCGUUCUGAUAGCAGCCCGCCUCCGCCUCCGCCGCGAUGAUCCCUCCUGAGCCUCCACAGCCCCAGCUGCAGCCACCACCGCCACCGGCCCCACCGAACCAUGUGGUGACCACCAUCGAGAACCUGCCGGCUGAGGGCAGCGGUGGCGUGAGCCUGUCCGCCUCCUCUCGGGCUGGCAUGCGCCAGAGGAUCCGCAAAGUGCUGAACAGGGAGAUGUUAAUCUCUGUGGCUUUGGGCCAAGUGUUAUCCCUUCUUGUUUGUGGAAUUGGCUUGACCAGUAAGUACCUGGCAGAAGAUUUUCAUGCGAACACACCAGUCUUCCAGAGCUUUCUGAACUACAUUCUCCUCUUCUUGGUAUAUACCACCACCCUCGCUGUCCGACAAGGAGAAGAAAACCUUCUGGCAAUUUUACGACGAAGAUGGUGGAAGUAUAUGAUCCUUGGACUCAUAGACUUAGAAGCUAAUUACCUGGUAGUCAAGGCUUACCAGUACACAACUCUGACCAGUGUCCAGCUCCUGGACUGUUUUGUGAUCCCGGUGGUGAUUUUGCUCUCCUGGUUCUUCCUGCUGAUCCGGUACAAGGCUGUGCAUUUCAUCGGCAUCGUGGUCUGCAUCCUGGGCAUGGGCUGCAUGGUGGGAGCGGAUGUGCUUGUGGGAAGGCACCAGGGAGCAGGGGAAAAUAAGCUAGUAGGGGACCUUCUGGUCUUAGGAGGAGCCACACUGUAUGGGAUCUCAAACGUCUGGGAAGAAUCCAUCAUCCGAACUCUGAGCCGUGUGGAGUUCCUGGGAAUGAUUGGUCUCUUUGGUGCAUUUUUCAGUGGAAUUCAAUUGGCCAUCAUGGAACACAAAGAGCUAUUAAAGGUACCCUGGGAUUGGCAAAUAGGGCUGCUCUAUGUUGGCUUCAGUGCCUGCAUGUUUGGUCUCUACAGCUUUAUGCCAGUCGUCAUAAAGAAAACGAGUGCCACCUCUGUCAACCUGUCUCUGCUCACAGCAGAUCUGUACAGCCUGUUCUGUGGACUGUUUCUCUUCAACUACAAGUUUUCAGGUCUUUACCUCCUGUCUUUCUUCACCAUCCUCAUCGGGCUGGUGCUGUAUUCCUCCACCUCUACAUACAUAGCCCAGGAUCCCCGAGUAUACAAGCAGUUCCGUAAUCCUUCAGGACCUGUCGUGGACUUACCCAGCACUGCUCAGGUAGAGCCUUCAGUCACCUACACCAGCCUGGGCCAGGAGACAGAAGAAGAGCCCCAUGUACGUGUGGCCUAGGGGGAGACCUGCCCUGCCCACUGAGGACAACUCAGAGGCCGUGUGUUUGCCCAUCAUCUCUGUAUUGUACAUAGAGAAAGGUAUUUAGUAGGUGCAGUUUCACAGGUGGACCGCAAGGUAGCUUAUCCUCCUUUCAUCAAACGAAGAAGCUGGAGACCACUGGAGACACAGGCUUCAAUCCACCUGACUCAGAGAGAGGCUUUGAUAGUGUGUAUCCUGACCCAGCCCGCACCCCUCCAUUGAUUACUGUGAAAAUUUUUGAAUCAAAAACAAGUAUCAUUGUUACUAUGAUCUUUAUUAUUAAUUGUUACUGUUAUUACACCGACUUUCAGAAGGUUUUUUAUUCCUGAUGGGAAUUAUUGCCAGACCCCCACCUACACAACAUAAAUCCCACUUUUCUAUGGCAAGUCACUUUUUAAGAAUCAUACUUUUUGUUUGUUUGCUUGUUUGUUUGUUUGUUUGUUUUGCACAGACUAUAUGAGUGAUGCAUGCCACAGAAGCUUGCCCAUCCUGGUGACCUUGUGGCUAAUGGUUUCCUCUGUUACCUGUUGGAUUGCCUGUUCGAUAAGGAUUUUGUGCUGUGACCCUUAUGGGGAGGGGAAACUAACCAUAUAAUUCUCUAUUCUAGGAAUAGAUAUAAAACAAACAGUUUAGCCAUUUUAUAUUUCAUUUUCUGCUUAUUUCAGGCCACUGACUUUCUGAUGGCCCAGGAGAUUCAUCUAAUCAAGCCCUGUGACUACAUGAUAGGGACUGUCCCAUUUUUGUGGCUUAAAGAAACCCUAGAAAUAUGGGUUAUAUUUAAGGUUAUAUGUUUUUGAUUUCUUUUUCUGCCUUUACCUAUAUUGCUCUCCUCUAAAAUUGUUUUUAUUUUCAUUUUUUUAAUGGUGUCAUGGAAAUUAAUCAAGACACUGGAAAAGCCAUGGCCUCCACUCUCUUAGUUACAUAGUACCUUUCUGGAAGCAUGCCAACAUGGAAAUUAUCUGUAUUGUGGAGCCGCACUAUUCAUGCCACCUCUUAUAGUCAAGGUACUAGUGUGGAGAAAUCUCUGUUAGUAGCUCAUGCUCUGGUCACUUAGUGAUAAAAAUGUCACCAUUGAAAAGUCUGGCAGUUAGAUCACACUCAGUACUCACCACCUAAUAGAAUAUAAGGAAAAGCAACUACCCACAAAGAAUGCUACAGCAUCCCAAUAAAACUAGAUAUAUUGCUAGUUUAUUCAGUUCCGUUGUCUUCAAGAAUGUCACACAAACACAGAGAGAGCUCCAAACACAUAAAAUUAAGAAACACCACAGACUUUUAUGAUGUAGAAAAAAUUUCAUGUGUCAGCAUGGAAGUUCUCUGUAGCUUGGCUGACUUCAAUAUCAUUCAAAUGGAUCCUUGAUGGAGUUACAGGGUUUGUAUAAAUGUUUAUGUAAUUUCAGGCGAUUCAAGUCAACAUAUUUUAAGCAAGCAAGCAAAACAAAACACUUGUAGGGUGUGGGGAGUCUCACAAAGACCAGAUUGCAAAGUAGGACCCCAGCAAGUCCUAAGCAUAGCAGACAGAAGGUCUCAGGCUGUCUACUAGCAGGCCUUUGUCCUUGUUGCCUGCCUUCUUCUGGGAGGAGUCACAUGAUCUAUUUUGAUAAGUCUCAUGAGAACAACACAUACACAAAAUAAGUAAUGUGCUUGAACACUGUAACUCAGUUUUAAAUUUUUUCCCGUUGAAAAAUAUAACUUCUCCCUCUAAAGUAUUAUUUAGUCUUGACCUAGGAAAUAGAAAAUAAAACUGUUUCCUGAUGUGUAGAUUUCACAUCAGUUAAACCCCUUUGGAAAUAGGUUUUCUUUAUUAGGGUGGGGUAGACGGGGGCAAGAAAGGUUUGUGCUAAAGCCACAUAUCACAUCAUAAUAACCUUGCCAACAUCUGCUCUCUGCUACCUUUUAAGCCAAUUAAAUACCUUUCUCUGAAUAUUUUGUCCAUUCAGAUCCGAAGACCUUUAAUGACUGUGGUUUUAUUUUUAUGUUUACAUUCCUUUGGUUUGCAUAAUUUACUUGAUUUAUUGCAUUUUUAGUAUUUAUUUUAAGCCAAAUGUCUGUGUCUUUUUUAUUCAUUUUUAUGACACUAAUUUGUAGACACUGUAAUCUCUAAUGAGAAACAAGUGGUUGAAAUUAUUUCCAAGUCCAUUCAGUAGGCUGGGAAUAGUUUUAAAGUUACAUUUGAAAAAGCUUGCAAUUAGUUGAUGGCUGAAGGUGGCCGUCUGGACCAUUUUAUAGGAUGUUUUAAUUGACUCCAUUGUAUGGAAACCAAGUGUGAAUAUCAGGAUGAACUCACUGUACAUUUUUUGUUAUCGAAUGUCUUUGUGAUCAGACAUUAGUGCACCUGUGUUGGUUUAUCUCCAUUCAUAAAGCUAGUAACGUUGGCUCAUCCAAGACUAGGAGUUUAGGAUUGACCCUUAAGGGAAAAAGACAAAAAGUUGCAAAGAACAAUGUUUUCAGGCUGAAAGCAUUGGUGGUUUGAGAGUGGGCGGGAAGUGGGAAUAGGGUAAUAUUAACUGUAGCUGUUUUAGUUUCUGAGAUUCUGUAACGUCAGUAGACACCAGCAAGAAUUUUGGCAUUUUAAUCUACCACUCUUCUCACCUCAAUCAAUGAGAACAGUCUUCUGUAUGAAGCUGAUGAGAAGCAAACCAUAGCUCUCUUAAACCCUACCAGAGAUGAGUGGUGGUUUUCACUUUCUCUAUGGAGACUUGCACUGGGGACAGAGCUUGCCUUGGUCACACCUCCUCAUGCCUUCAAACACAUAUCCAGGUAGACCAAGACAUGGACAACUUCACACUACUGUGUCCCAUGAAAAUAUUUCAAUGUUUAGUUUAGGUAUUGCUAACUUGUGCUAUUAACCUUCUGACAAGCUUGUAGUAUUGUUUGUUUGGCAUUUAUUUUUGAUUUGUAACCAUUUAGUAGUCCCCAGCUAGCUAUCAGUGCAGAUUUUACCCCAUGGGUAGGAGUCUAUCUUCACACCACAUAAUGAAGCACACUAAUCCUGAUACCACAAUGGAA
Messenger RNA from Grammomys surdaster, 4790 nucleotides. RefSeq names its product solute carrier family 35 member F1 (gene Slc35f1). Bases 537 to 1763 code for a protein of 408 amino acids. Gene Ontology annotation, biological process: transmembrane transport. Gene Ontology annotation, cellular component: membrane. The record is from RefSeq and is a predicted model, not a curated record. NCBI's taxonomy places the organism in Eukaryota, Metazoa, Chordata, Mammalia, Rodentia, Muridae. Gene Ontology annotation, molecular function: transmembrane transporter activity. The transcript is spliced from 8 exons.